AUGUGGGCGCUGCGGGCCCUGUGCCUGGCCGGGCUGGGCUGGGCGCUCGGCGGCGGCGGGGCCGGGGCCGAUCCGUGCGGCUGGAGGGGCAGCGGGCUGUCGCAGGAGGCGGGCAGCGUGGAACAGCUCUCCCUGCACUGCGCCGAGGGCUCGCUGGAAUGGCUGUACCCCACCGGAGCCCUCCGCCUCCGCCUGGCCCCCCGCCUGCCCCCCACCACCGCCGCCAUCAAAGACAGGAGCCCCCGGCGUGUCACCGCCUGCGUCAAACCCGCCGGCACGUUCCGGGGGGCUCAGCUCUACCUGGAGAGGGAAGGGGUGCUGGAGCUGCUGCUGCCCGAGGCGCCGCGGCCCCGCGCCCGCUGCUUCAGCUGGCUGCCCCGGGAGAAGGUGGCUCUGUUCCUCCAGGCCACCCCGCACCGCGACAUCAGCCGCCGCAUCGCCGCCUUCCGCUACGAGCUGCGGGGGGACUGGCUGGCGCACCCGGCGCUGCCCGCCGCCGAAGGGGCGUGUCGGCCGUGCAACGACACCGAGAUCCUGAUGGCCAUUUGCACUAGUGACUUUGUGAUCCGCGGCAGCAUCCGGAGCGUGUCCAACGACGUGGAGCUGCAGGAAUCCAUCAUCGGCGUGAGCGCCGCCCGCAUCCACCGCCAGAAGCUGCCGGUGUUCCAGGCCGGGGGGCGGCCGGCGGGCAGCAUCCGCACCCCGCUGCGCUGCGGCGUCCGGCCGGGCCCCGGCACCUUCCUCUUCACGGGGUGGCUGCACUUCGGCGAGGCCUGGCUGAGCUGCGCCCCGCGCUACCGGGACUUCCAGCGCAUCUACGGCGCGGCGCGGCGCCAGCGCCUCAACCCCUGCGAGUUCCCCCUGGACUGA
Molecule: messenger RNA, 870 nt
Organism: Colius striatus (speckled mousebird)
Lineage: Eukaryota; Metazoa; Chordata; Aves; Coliiformes; Coliidae
Gene: METRN
Product: meteorin, glial cell differentiation regulator
Exons: 4
Coding region: 1-870 (289 amino acids)
Biological process (GO): positive regulation of axonogenesis; glial cell differentiation
Molecular function (GO): hormone activity
Source: RefSeq, a predicted model, not a curated record